Aspergillus versicolor CBS 583.65 is the source of this 2310-nucleotide messenger RNA. It is a transcript of the gene has1, whose product is annotated as ATP-dependent RNA helicase HAS1. Gene Ontology annotation, cellular component: nucleolus. The transcript has 4 exons. NCBI's taxonomy places the organism in Eukaryota, Fungi, Ascomycota, Eurotiomycetes, Eurotiales, Aspergillaceae. Gene Ontology annotation, molecular function: ATP binding; nucleic acid binding; RNA helicase activity. Bases 147 to 1961 code for a protein of 604 amino acids. The record is from RefSeq and is a predicted model, not a curated record. Gene Ontology annotation, biological process: maturation of LSU-rRNA from tricistronic rRNA transcript (SSU-rRNA, 5.8S rRNA, LSU-rRNA).
UCAUCACGUGAUGCGGAGACGGAAGAAAAAAAAGCAAAAGCGCCGUAGCAAAAAAUUCAAGUUCCCGCAGGUUCGCCAAUCAAGAAAUCUCCACCAACCAAGCUGCUUAAGGACGACUUCACAAACAGAAGAAUCCUGUAGCCAAGAUGCCGGCCCCCGUCGUGGAUACCGCAAAAGACAUCACGAAGAAGCGCAAGAGAAAGCACGGUGGAAGCGCUCGCGCGACCGAGAACGGCGAAAAUGGAGCAGAGACCAAGCCAAAGACUAAGUCGACUAAGGACAAGGAUCUCAAGCUUGCUAAGAAGGUCGUGAAGGAGGAGGCGCUCAAGAAGCGGAAACUGAGCCCCUCGCCCAUUGGGGAGGAAAGUGGAAGUGAAGAGGAAGAGCAGGAGCAGGAUGCUGUUUCCGAGGAGAAGGGUGCUGAAGAUGAGUCUGAGGGAGAGGGGGAGAAGGCGCCCGAACUUCCUUCCGUGGAUGCGGUCAGCUUGCCGCAGCCGGAUGGUGGUCCCAAGAAGUUCACGGAGUUGAAUCUCUCCGAGAAAACGCUUCAGGGGAUCAAGGAUAUGGGAUUCGAGACGAUGACGGAGAUCCAACAGCGGACAAUUCCUCCCCUCCUUGCCGGCCGUGAUGUUCUCGGUGCUGCGAAGACUGGAUCAGGGAAGACAUUGGCUUUCUUGAUCCCUGCUAUUGAGAUGCUCAGUGCGUUGCGAUUCAAGCCUAGAAAUGGUACCGGUGUUCUUGUGGUGUCCCCCACGCGCGAGCUGGCACUUCAAAUCUUCGGCGUGGCCAGAGAACUCCUCGCGGGACACAGCCAAACGUAUGGUAUUGUCAUUGGAGGCGCGAACCGACGCGCGGAAGCGGAGAAGCUCACCAAGGGUGUCAACCUACUCAUUGCCACACCUGGUCGUUUACUCGAUCACUUGCAAAAUACCCCCGGCUUUGUGUUCAAGAACCUGAAGACCCUUGUUAUCGAUGAAGCGGACCGAAUUCUGGAAGUUGGUUUCGAGGACGAGAUGCGCCAGAUCAUCAAGAUCCUUCCCUCCGAAGAUAGACAGACUAUGCUGUUUUCUGCGACACAGACCACCAAGGUUGAGGAUUUGGCGCGGAUAUCGCUCCGACCUGGACCUCUGUACAUCAACGUGGACCACAGGAAGGAGCACAGUACGGUGGAGGGUUUGGAGCAGGGAUACGUCGUUUGUGAGGCUGACAAGCGGUUCCUACUGCUUUUCUCAUUUCUGAAGCGCAACCUCAAGAAGAAGAUCAUUGUUUUCUUCUCCAGCUGCAACUGUGUGAAAUACCACGCCGAACUUCUCAACUACAUCGACCUGCCAGUUCUGGAUCUGCAUGGAAAGCAGAAGCAGCAAAAACGUACCAAUACUUUCUUCGAAUUCUGCAACGCCAAGCAGGGAGUUCUCAUCUGCACGGAUGUUGCCGCGAGAGGCUUAGAUAUUCCCGCUGUUGAUUGGAUCAUCCAGUUCGACCCUCCGGAUGACACUCGUGACUACAUUCACCGAGUCGGACGUACGGCGCGCGGUGCCGAGGGCAAAGGUCGCAGCUUGAUGUUCCUCCAGCCGUCCGAAGUCGGGUUCCUGAAGCAUCUCAAGGAAGCGCGAGUGCCAGUCGUGGAGUUUGAUUUCCCAGCCAAGAAGAUUGUCAACGUGCAGUCUCAACUGGAAAAGCUGAUUAGUCAAAACUACUACCUCAACAAGUCCGCCAAAGAAGGUUACCGUUCUUACAUCCAAGCUUAUGCAUCGCACUCGUUACGCUCCGUCUUCGACGUCCACAAGCUGGAUCUUAUCAAGGUGGCCAAGGGCUUCGGUUUCUCUGCGCCGCCUCGUAUCGAUAUCCAACUUGGGUCGAGUCUUAGCCGAGACAAGAAGCAGCAGCAGCAGGGACGACGCAGUUACGGCAGCCAGUCAAAGGGCGGGUUGAAGUUCAAGAGGAAGCACGAGGAUGAUUAAUUCUGUCGGUUUUGAAAAGUCAAGAGUACAUACGUCUUUUUACCUAGGUAUGCUUUGUGAUUAGCAUAAGGUUCGGAGUUAACUGUGCUUGUUUUGUUUGUUUUACAUAGCUUUGCGCUAUACAAUGCCGCGGUGUUGGAUUUCAUAUUUAUAUUUAUUUACUCAAAAAGUUUCUAAUUACUUCAGAGCUACCCUGACUAAGAUUUACCGGGGAGAAAAUUAACUCAGCCAGAACAGUCGGCUGAGCAACGUUGUAAAAAAAUAGAUAAAUAAGGCUGGUUCGCGUGUUCGACGAUGAAACCUGAAGAAAGCGCGAGAACGCAAGGGCGUUGCGAAGGGAUAACCGAAG